Pteronotus mesoamericanus is the source of this 1349-nucleotide messenger RNA. It is a transcript of the gene CRELD2, whose product is annotated as cysteine rich with EGF like domains 2. The coding region runs from base 117 to 1187 and encodes 356 amino acids. NCBI's taxonomy places the organism in Eukaryota, Metazoa, Chordata, Mammalia, Chiroptera, Mormoopidae. The record is from RefSeq and is a predicted model, not a curated record. The transcript has 10 exons. Gene Ontology annotation, molecular function: calcium ion binding.
UGCCGGCGCCGGUGAGCCGGUGGGCGGCCGGAGGCCGGAGCGCUCGGCCGUUCCCGCCCGACCUCGGCCGUUGCCCGCGCGGCCGCGUCCUCGCAGCGCUGCCCGCUCGGCCCGCCAUGUGCCCGACUUCCCCGGCCGCUCUGGGGCUGCUGCUGCUGCUGCUGCUGGGGCUGUUGCUGCUGCCCGGCGAGGCCGCCCAGAAGCCGACGCCCUGCCAGAGCUGCCGGGAGCUGGUGGACAAGUUCAACCAGGGAAUGGUGGACACGGCCAAGAAGAACUUCGGCGGUGGGAACACGGCGUGGGAGGAGAAGUCGCUGUCCAAGUAUGAAUUCAGCGAGGUCCGCCUCCUGGAGAUCGUGGAGGGCCUGUGUGGGAGCAGCGACUUCGAGUGCAACCGCCUGGUGGAGGAGCACGAGGAGCUGCUGGAAGCCUGGUGGCUGCGUCUGAAGAAGGAGCACCCUGACUUAUUUGAAUGGUUUUGUGUGAAAACGCUGAAAGUUUGCUGCUCUCCGGGAACUUACGGGCCAGAAUGCCUUGCGUGCCAGGGCGGGUCUGAGCGGCCCUGCAGCGGGAACGGCCGCUGCAGCGGAGACGGCAGCCGGCAAGGGGACGGGUCCUGCCAGUGCCACCCCGGGUACCGCGGGGCUCUGUGCGCCGACUGCGUGGAUGGCUACUUCAGCUCGCUGAGGAACGAGACGCACAGCGUGUGCACAGCCUGUGACGAGUCCUGCAAGACGUGCACGGGCCCGACCAACAGGGACUGCGCGGAGUGCACGGCGGGCUGGGCCGCGGAGGACGGCGCCUGCGUGGACGUGGACGAGUGCGCGGCGGAGACGCCGCCCUGCAGCCCACAGCAGUACUGCGAGAACGUCGGCGGCUCCUUCAGCUGCGAAGAAUGCGAUGCCACCUGUGUGGGCUGCACGGGGAAGGGCCCAGGCCAGUGUAAAGAGUGCAUCCCCGGCCACAGCAGGGAGAGCGGCCAGUGUGCAGACAUAGACGAGUGCUCACUGCCAGAAAAGGCGUGCGUGCGGGAAAACGAGAACUGCUACAACACGCCCGGGAGCUACGUCUGCGUGUGUCCCGAAGGCUUCGAGGAGACGGAGGACGCCUGUGUGCCGGCACAGCCAGCGGGGGACGCAGCCACAGAGGACCGCCCCACACAGCUGCCCCCCCAUGAAGACUUGUGAGGCGCAUCGGGAGUCGGGAGCCAGACCUGCCCUUUAAGUUAUUUAGACUGACGACCUGGAAGCCCGGCCCGCACCUACAGGGUGGCAGGAGAAGCUGCCUUCAACAUGGCUGAUGCUCAUUCGACCCUUUAAAAAGCUGCAUUUUUGGUUCUCUUCAACAAA